GUCCCAAACUAUAACCCAAUGAAGAAGCUUACUCUGUCUUUCAUCACUCUCACCGUUCUCUUGGCCGGCUUGACCGCAGCUUCAGCGACCAAUGUCCUAGACAUAGCAGGGCAUCCGGUUCAGUCCAAUUUCCAAUACUACAUCAUACCGGCCAAAACAGGAACCGGAGGUGGUCUUGUCCCUUCAAGCCGGAACCUAAACACAGACAACUUGUGUCUGAAUCUAGACAUUGUCCAGUCAUCGUCUCCUUUCGUCUCAGGACUUCCCAUAACUUUCUCUCUACUCAACACCAAAAACAAGCUUGUCCAGCUCUCAACUAGUCUCAACCUGGAGUUUGAUUCUACGGUCUGGCUAUGCCCUGAAUCAAAAGUGUGGAGAAUCGACCACUCUGUGCAACUGAGGAAGAGCUUUGUAAGCAUUGGUGGUGAGAAACGUAAAGCGAAUAGCUUCUUUCAGAUCCAACAAGAUGGAGAUGCUUACAAGCUUAUGUACUGUCCGAUUAUCGCCUCUGCUGCGUGUGUUAAUGUGGAUUUGGAGAUUGAUGGUCUUGGAGUUCGACGUUUGGUUCUUAGCAACGAUCAAUCUUUUGCUGUUAAGUUUCAAAAGGCAAACUCAAACUGUCAUCUUAAAUCUAAUUCGAGGAUGUUCCCUUUUUUCUAAAUGUGAAUUCUUCUUGGUACAUGUUGUAACGGAUUGGGGAAUGCUUGUGACAAUACCAAGUUUGUGAUGUAAC
This is a messenger RNA of Eutrema salsugineum, 733 nucleotides long. RefSeq names its product bark lectin. Gene Ontology annotation, molecular function: endopeptidase inhibitor activity. The record is from RefSeq and is a predicted model, not a curated record. Bases 19 to 660 code for a protein of 213 amino acids. NCBI's taxonomy places the organism in Eukaryota, Viridiplantae, Streptophyta, Magnoliopsida, Brassicales, Brassicaceae. The transcript has a single exon.